Temnothorax curvispinosus is the source of this 9051-nucleotide messenger RNA. RefSeq names its product ectopic P granules protein 5 homolog (gene Epg5). The transcript is spliced from 31 exons. Bases 461 to 8164 code for a protein of 2567 amino acids. The record is from RefSeq and is a predicted model, not a curated record. Gene Ontology annotation, biological process: autophagosome maturation. Lineage: Eukaryota; Metazoa; Arthropoda; Insecta; Hymenoptera; Formicidae. Gene Ontology annotation, cellular component: cytoplasm.
GUGGCCCCGAGUUGCCCCGACUGUUUACAAUUAUACGUGUGUGCCUUCAGGGACACUGCGUGAAAUUUCAUAUCUCCGUUUCGAUCAAUUUAGGUUAGAUCGAUUGUCGCUGAUACCGUUCGGUUUAGAUGCACCCAGAUGAGCUGUGCUCAGCUGUGCCUGGACGAAACGUGAUCGUCGGAGACCACACAAUGAAUCCUGUUGCCUCAUCAGCAAAUGAACAACUAAUAACAAUGCUGAAUAACAAUGAUAAAUAGUGUGUAUGACGUUAUCUCCAAUGCACCAGGUUAUCGUACUUUUCUUCGCUGCGUCCGAUCGCCUUUGUCACGUUUCAACAUGCAGCAAGCAUGUUUCGUUACAGCGAAAUUUUCUGAGACUGUCGGAUAAUAUUCAGUGAUCCAGUCGCCGAUCGGCACUGAUCGAUAAAUCCACAAUUACUUUGGCGGUCAUCCUAUGCAUUAUGGAGAAGCAGAGACAGAAGAAGAAACGAGAUAAAUCGCGCCGUUCGAUUUUGGAGCAUCAAAUACCAGAUGCUCCCACGUUAGAAGAGUUUGAGUGCCUGCUUGGAGAGUCGCCCACAAAUUAUCCCAAGGGUGAAGCUGUGGAAGAUAUAGAGAGCGAGUUGCAUUCGGCCGCUAUUGAUACAGAAGUUUACGAAAAACAAGCUGCUGAGAGAGCAGCCCAGAAAAAAUGCGGUCAGGAAGUUGAAGCGAAUGAGGUUGAAUUAGCGGUGUUGCUGUUAGCUGAAGAUUCUUAUGACGAGGUCGACGCCGUCCAACCUUGUCCGGUGUCCGACAACACUGUAGAUGAUCAAAUAGAACAGAUUGAUCAAACAGAUCAAAUAGAUGAAAUGCAAGUAGCUGUUUCCACAAUUCAACUGAUAGACGUAUCGUCAACUAUCCCAGAGGAAGCCAGUCAAAUAGUGCAAGAGUCCGAGGAUACAAUCGAAGUACCGACUCCGUGUGAGAAGACCCCGUCGAAGGAGACGGAAGUUUUGGAAGUUAAGAAAGAUACGGCGAGUGCCUUCAAGGAUGUCAGACCAUUCACGGAUCAGCAAUUGGCGUCCUUGUAUCACAAUCAGGAACUGAUGUUGGUGGAUGCUUUUGUAGCCGAGUUUACAGAGACGCAGUUGAGAUGCGCACCGCUUAGGCAGCAACACAGGCUGCACGAGCUGCUGAUGAACUACUUGAGAGUGCGUAACCAUCUAAUCGCAAAUUCGUACGAAUUGGAGCGUUUGAAGAAGAGCUGCCGGGAGACGCAGAAGCAGCUUUGGUGCCUGGAGAAAGCGUCGGAGACAGAGAAUGGCGAGUGCCAAGAUGGCAAUCCCGUCACUGCCACUCAUGAGUAUUCGGUCGCUCAUUUCAAUCAGCAGGCGCUGAUAGCGCUCUCCAGGACGCUAUCGGCCAUCAAAGACACCCUACACGAAAGCCAGGCGUUGUAUUGCUACGAAGCAGAGUCGUUGCGUCUGCAAAUUGAGCAUUACGUGCAAAGAGUCGCUAGGAGCUUCAACGAGUUUGCCAAUCUUUCACAAACCGCCCCAGCAAAUCUUUUACCGGAGCAAUCGCCAUCCCAGACAGCUCCGCAGCUGGUCGAGCUUAGGAUGUGCGUAACUGUCCUGUUCAACUUCCAACGUCGAGUUCUCAAAGACGGCAAAUUCGUCACGGACACCAGAGAAUGGCUGUCGAAACUGGUGGCGGUGCUCUUGAGGGUCGCUACCUGGCAGGAUCAUUUGUUUCUAUUGAAUCAUAUACUGCGAUGUCCUGGCGGCGUGAUGAACUGGGCCAAAUCCUUCGUACAAGUGCCAGUGCCGCCAAAAGUCUCGGGAUUGAGCUCCUCGCCAUUUAACGAUCCAUAUCUCGAUCAUAUGAUUGCCACUCUCGCAGUAAUCCUGCUGCCAAUCAAGGAUCGAGAUAAGUUCUUAGAACAGGUGCAAGUAUCUCUGCAGGACACUGCAAACAGUCCAGGGGAUACAGUGUGGGUGAUGCUGGAUGAGGAGGGCGAAGAGGACGAAGAUAUCGCUAACGUCGGCGCUAAUCUCUUUGAGAGUGAUCUGAUUUCUCUUCUUCAUCAAAUCCCGCUGGACAAACUUUUCGAGCAGGUGCUGUUUAUUCAGCGCCAAAACGACAAGUACGAGCAGGAGGAGAAAGCCAUCACGGACCAUCACAUGUUGCGUCUCUUCGCGUUCUACAGCGUGCUCAUCAGACUUCUGAAGCAAGGCCUGAAGUCUUACGACUCGCCAAGAUAUAGACAAUUAGCGAAGAGGCUCAGCGCGUUGAUCAGAGACGUUGUUCAAUAUGCCAGCGAUCAGUGGGAGGCUUUCGACAAGAGCCAGAUAACCGACGAGUCAAUGCUGGUGAAACUGCAGACCGAAUACGAUUGUUUUUUCCUGAGAGCGAUCCUCUGCAUAUUCUCGUCCCGGCGUCUAGGUGCCUGGCAAUAUCUCGCCGCGAUACCAUAUCAUAUUAUAUCACCCACCACUCUGUGGCACAUCUUCUAUAUCCUGCAUACUGACUCAUCUGGUGAUACAACAACAUCAAACACGUCAGUCUCAGACUGGGAUACAGAACUGAGUUGUCCUGAACUUCAUAAACAAUUUGAAGAGAAGCUGGGCAACUUACCCGGCGACGAAUCCUACUUUCUGCUAACAACUUUUGCUAACAUGGCCAUGGCUAGAGGCUAUAAAGACUACGAUUUUGUGAGAACAACUACGAUUGAUCUAUUUCAAAUUGGAUUUCUCAGCGAGAAAACUCAAGAGUCCUGCUCGAAGGACGCGAGAUCGCUUUUAUUGAACUUGACAAGCAAAUAUCCUACUCUCUUGUCUGAUAUCCUGCAAAAAUUAAGGGACAAUUUUGUAUCAGUUGGAAAGUUGAGUUUGUAUUUGUUCACGGAGUUGAAGAUAGGAAUGUGGGUACCGCAACAGCAGGACAUAGCAAUUCUCUCCACCUGGUUGCAUCAACAUCCUUUAACUUCAUCCGAAAGCCAUCUGGCUCGAUUGGUUCUUACACAUUUAAAUUGGGGCCUCGACACAAAUGACAGUCUGUAUCUUCCGAUUGAUCUGCAUCGACAAGUGGCACUGCUGAUUGUCGAACUUACAAUGAAACACGUGCCCGACACUCCAAUACAGACGGCUUCGUUGUUAGCUGAAAGCAUGAAGCAAGUUUCCUCAAUGGUGAGACCUCAGAACAGCGAGCAAGCAUUCAGCCUGUGGGCAUGGGAGAUGAUUAAUAAACUGAGGCUGCAUCAGUUGGACCGAUCGGAAUCCGUGUGUCAAUAUACCAUCUCGAAUCCGGCUGAGGGUCUUUCUUGCGUGCCUAACAUGGAAUCGGACUCCUUCUUAGAGAUUCUAGUGAAAGGAGUACGCGAGAAGCAGCCGAUCGCGAGCUACGUCUCCGUAUUGAUGACCCUGUGGGGUCACUCGGUGCCGCUGAUCUGCGUCGAGGGUUUUAGCCAGUUGCAAACCUUGCAGUGCUACUAUAAAUACGAGCAGGUGCUGAUAUGUCUGCACCAUGUGAUACCGUUGUUUCUCGAGUGUCCAGAUUCCUUACUGAAGAACGACAAAUUUGUCAGCUUGAUUGUGCCGCUCAUCAACGCCGACCGCACGUAUAUGAAGAUAGCGAAGAACCUGAUCGCCCCGGAAUUCCCCGGCCCGAUUCUCAAACAAUUCUCCAACAUGAUUGAAUCUCAUUUGCAUCAUUACAAACGGUAUUGCUUGAAUAGUCCGGACCGUUUCGUGCACCUAUGGCUAAAUGUAUUGAUUCUCGUCCAGGACUGGAACAAAGACCAUAAUGUAAUGUAUUUGAUGGAUAGCGUGAUACGUGCGGCGUUCUUUCACUUAGAAGCCAGGGCGAUAAUGGAGAACAUGUUCCAAAAUCUCUUCUGCCCUGCUAUAGACGGAAGUAAUGAGAAUAUAUCGUCCAAUCGGGCGCCCGGGUCGUUUGGAUCAUUUCUGAGUUGGGCAACAGGCUCUUCUAACUCAGCAAGCCUCCUUGGUGGAACCGUUCCAACAAUAUGGCUCGCUUAUCAAAUUCUGUCAACAGAGCAACAUGAUAGGGAGCUUAAAACCGGACUGUGGCGAGAGAUCCUGCGAGAACUGUCAAUGCAAUCCAAGAUAUCUUUAGACACUGCGCUCAAGAGGGCCUGUGCAACAGUGAAGAUUACUCCGUUCGGAGUAGGCAACCUGGCUAUUUAUCGCUGGUCCCAGCAAGCCCUUGAUACACCCAUGGAUCAUCCCAUUCUGCCUCUCUUGUGGCAGAAUUUUUUUAGCUUGUUCCUCGCACGAGCUCCUACCAUCCCAGGAUCUAUGGACAAAGGUGGGGUCGGAGAAAAAUUUUUUGAGGGGAUGAUAAAUCUAAGCUACUUGAAGAAGUUGAAGAAACGACUGCACGAAACGACAGAGUAUUUCCAAAUGAAAGGAGAAAAGGACACGGACAAUGGAAAACCGAUCACGGAUGAUCGGCGUGUAUUUUAUUUCAGUGCUGCAAAGUUUUAUAAAACAUUGAGCCUUUGGUUGGAGGAACCUCGUCUUCAGGAACCGGGACUUUAUCUUCCAGCCCUGCCACCGCAAUAUAUGUCACAGAGGCUAAUUCUACUAAUGCAAGGAGAUCGAACCCUCUGGCUGGAAUACGUCGACUACUGGGCGGUGCACCAGAGCCAACUCAAAGCCGUUUGUGAGUGGGAACGUGCGACGUUCCGCGAUCCCGAGAACCAGUACCAGAAGUUUUCUCAGCCUUCGUCGAACGCCAUAGAAUCGAUCGAACCUCUUUGCAGAAUCUUCCGCAGGCUGAGCUCCUACGAACCGCCGGUUCCACCGCCGCCUUUGAGCCGCAAUCAGCCGGUGCUGGGCUGCUUAGCCAGGGAAUGCCUUUACAACUCCGCUACCGUUAUCGAUCUAGUCAAACCACAUCUCAGAGUCAUCCUUGACUAUGCACAGACCUACAGUCUCAUGGUAUCCGAGCACACCGCGGCGGACUGCAGCUUCCUCGAACUAGUUCCAACUCUCUAUCGGAUCUAUGAGAACCACGUUACCUUGCAUGCUCUCUGCGACCCUGCGCCAUCCGGUCAGAGGCGCUCUAGAUCAGGCACGCCUCCCACUGUGCAUUGUGCAGGCCCGGCGAUCAUCGAGAUCACAGUUGAGGAAGCGCACGUCAGCGAAGGCGUGGACCAUAUGAUAACCCAGAACCGGGCCGAGUAUGAGAAUCUCUUGGUGAAAGCUAGUCAACCGCCACCCAGCAAGGUCACUCUGGGCUGCGUUUUCACCGAUCAUUUAAUCGCGAUGUUGGAGCACGAGUUAGCUGUCAGUCGUACUAACGAAAACAUCACCGUAUUACGCAAGGUACAAGAGAGUGGAGUCAAACUGUUCUAUCAUUUAGUAGAAUUCUAUACGGAAGAAGCAGCGCUAUGCCCUCCCACGAAGCAGCUUAUCACUACUUGCUUGGAGAAGCUAGGACAGUUGUUCAUCAGCGGCGAGGAAACCCAGGGUCCGCAAUUACUGAACGCUAUAAUUCAGAGGCCUAAUCUCGGAGGUCUGUUGGGACCACACUUUACUCCUGUCGCUGGAGGAGCCUCCACAUUCUUGCAAAUGUAUCAAACCGUCGUGGACCUGUCAACCGGGUCCAAUGUCGACUUGUGCUUCGUAUUGCUCUCGAAGUUUGACGUCGGCAGCUGGCUGAACUAUCGCCGUCCGCGACUGAGCGAAAGAUCUACCUUCAUAGAUCUAGUUUCAAGGGCGUUGUGCGACAUAGGCUUGACUCCUGAAGAGGAAAAGCUGAUGCUGCAUGAACUGUUUCGAAACCAUCUACGACUCAUUCUUCUGCACGAAUUCCCCGAGCACUAUGGUGAAGUAUUGAGCGCAGUGCUGAGAGGAUCUGAGAGCCAGAAUCUGUCUCUGGAUGUGUGGCGCGAUUUGUUGGGAGCUCUCAGCGGCAAACCAAGGAAUAUCGCGCCCUCCCAAAAUCCUGCCAAAAUCAGAGACGAAAUCAGGCACUACGCUACGGAACAGAGGCUGCUGUCUCGCCAAGAGAUGUACGAUACUGCUGUGCUUCUAAGCCGACACUUCAUGAAAGAGAGAUUGCAAUAUGGAUUAUACGGGCUUUAUCCGAAGUACAGAAGUUACAACGAACCAUUGACCAUAUUUUUGGGCAUGAUCGGUCAUGCUCUAGUCGUAUUGACGCUACAGGCUGAUCGAGGGUCACUUGCUGAUCAAUUGUGCGAGAAGAUCUGGCCGGUAUUAAGCGAGAUGUACGCACCAUGGAUCACUCCGUACUGGACAAGGAACCUGCGGGAGCCAACGGCCGCGUGGAUCCAGCAAUUGACGGACGACAGGUCGGUGCUGCUACCGUGGAUCAUUACCGACGGUCCUUACGCGAAUCGUACGAUGACGAUGUUCGCCGAGUGCAUUCGUUUCAUCAUCGACACCAUGCCGGCAUCUAGUAAGAUUCUCAGCUUCGUAUGGCAAUUUUACGUGGCCAAUUAUGCUCACGCAUCCGUCAAGGACCAUGUACUGAACGUUGUGCAUGGUAACUUGUUGUCUCUUCCUUGGGAUCGCUUCUACCCUGCUACCAAUGAUGUCGAGUUAAUGAUCAGGGUCAUUGAUCAGUAUCUGCCGGACUGCCAUUUGUUCCUCGGAAGCAUCUUCGCCUGGGUCAACUGGUCUGCCUGGGUCAGUGAAUUAACCACGCAACCGUUGCCGGUCGCCGCCAGGAUGCACGUUUGUCUGUUGAACCUGUUCGUGAAACUAUCCAAUGAACCAAACGUCAGACAGAACGAGAAGGCGGUGCAGUUAGUCAUGGAAGCCGAGAGCUUCUCUUGGCACUUAAUCGACGCUGCGGCGUACGAUCAAGUGAUUAACUGGCAUGUGAUGAGUUGCGAUCCUAAAGUGAUCCUAUGCCUGGGCAAAGACCAGACUCAUCCUAUCGAUACAGCCGUCAAUAACUUGCUGAAGAUAGCAGCAGCCUAUGAUCCUGCGGUGAAACACUUUCAUCCUACCACCCUGAAGAAGAGACAGAUGUAUGUGCGUUCCUCGAUGAAGUUGCUGAUCAACUGCACCACGAGGCACAAGUCCCUGUUUUCGACCAACAGCAAAGCGUUCACUAACACGUUGUCACGGAUGCUGGACGAGAUGGAAACCGUUAUCACCAGCACUGUCUCUGAGUCGCAACAGGUUGCCGAGGCCGGUCUGCUAAUCACUGAGCUUUUGCAUUCAAUCAAUCAGAGUGGAGCGCUGGUCGAUUACCUUCGCAGCAGUUGGACGGUAUGGUUGCUAGAACGAACUGCUAGCAGCCCGGUGCUGAUGGGAGUGUUAAGAGUGAUCGGAAUGGCAGUCGCUUCCUCGUCCACUCUAGGUCAUCUCAUGGAGGCUGCCUUGGAGGCUUAUUUCAAAUAUAACAUAACGGAAGACGUUCGACCUACAUGGGCUUCGGUAUUGAUGGUCCUACAGUCCGUAGUACCGCGUCAGCCGCCAUUAGAGUCCGUGUUGGUGUCAGAGGGAAGACUGUUAGCCCUUUACUCUGUAUUACUGAAGAGACUCCCGUCCUGCAGAGAUAUCCGGGAGGAGGGCAUGCUUCUGAUUAAUUUAGUGGACUGGAUUAGCGCUAUUAAAACCACAGAUAUCGUAGAGGAGAAACUGCCUUUGCUGUGGGCGAAAGCAUGCGAGCUGGCCUAUAGGCAGUGUCAGUACAGUGAGAACACAGUGAUCGCUGCCAGAGCCUUGAAGGGAUUAGCACGAGCAUUGCUAACAGUAGCGGACGAUGCGGGGCAAGGAUGGGGUAUCCUGGGGGCUAUUGGACUAAGAAAAGGCUCUCAGCUCACCGUACGGUGCAAGUUCCUGAGCCGCGCAACAGCCGUCUACUGUUUGGCACAAUUACCAGAAUCCAAGUCCGAUCAGCAAUUAGUGAGAUACACUCCACACUCGCCCGGUGUUGCACCUUCAAGAUCGACCGAUCCGGACACGAUGGAGAUUCGUCCUAGCGCAGAGGCUGUGAAAGCAAUGCAGAAUCUGGAGGGGCUCCUGAUGAACAAGCAGUAUACAGAGCUACGGGGAGAUGUGGAGAGAGCCAUUAGACUCAUCAGGGAUUCCGCCAACUCACUUCACAAUGCAGUAGAAAUUGUUGGCGCACUCACCACGGAGCUCUACAAUCAAAGAUACCUGCAUGUGCUGACAGAGUGAUACUAGUUUUAUUUAAAUUUAGCGACGGGCUGACAAACGCCUCGAAUCGUUUCGAAGCGUGAUACACACGACCUCGUAAGAUUCUCGAUCGUAAGUCGAGUUUUGAAUGGUUGUAUUACGUCUUUCAAAAUUUUCAAACGUUUCUAACUCCUCGCAAUUAAUUUUAAUGUUUCAAGAUUUUUCAAGAUUUGCAAAGAUUUCCAAAAAUCGAUACUGAGUAUUUUAAGGAAAUUCUAUGAUUAAAUUACUUGAAAAUUUGCGUGAUUGAAUGCCCAUCAUUACGUAAAUUUUAAAUAACGCGUUUAAAUUGAAUGCUGUAAUAACUCGUAUCGGUUUGGUAGAUUGAGAUUGCAUUGUGAUUAUUCAUUUAUAUAUUAUAAAUUAUAAUCGAAUCCUGAUCUCUGUGAAAACGUAAAAUUGUGAUAUAAUUUCAAUCUUAAAUUUAAUUGCGUAAUUAGGAUAAGUCGCGUCUUAUUGUUUAAAUUUUUUUAGAUCUGUACCGAUCUCUCUAGUCACGAAGUUUUUUCUUUAAUUCGAGACAUUGUAAAAUCUAGCAUGCAUUCAAUUUAAAUGACCACAGUUACAUAAAUAGAAUUACGUAUAAUAAUUAAAAUGAUAUUUAAGGACGCAAUUGUUAUUUACAUUUAACGUAAAAUUUAUUGUGCAUUCGACUUGCGUCAUCGAUGCUUUGGUACCUGCGUACAUAAAUUCUGUUGUGUUGAAUCAAUGAAAUAUUUGGAUUUAUAUUUACAUAUCACAUUGAGAUUUUGACAACGCAAUUAACUUAUGAACGCGAUUAAUAUAGUUUCGUUGUUGAUAUUGCACGAAGUCAUUUAAGAGCUGUCAUAAGAAAUCGUUGAUGAAUAAAGAGUCGAUUAUUAAAUGAA